Messenger RNA from Erinaceus europaeus (western European hedgehog), 1019 nucleotides. RefSeq lists its product as uncharacterized. NCBI's taxonomy places the organism in Eukaryota, Metazoa, Chordata, Mammalia, Eulipotyphla, Erinaceidae. The record is from RefSeq and is a predicted model, not a curated record. The coding region runs from base 1 to 951 and encodes 316 amino acids. The transcript has 2 exons.
AUGAAGACAUUGUUUGAAGAGAUCAAAGCAUCAAUUAAGAAUAACUAUAACCAAGAUCGCUCAUUUUGGAGGUCUGUUCUUCCUUGGGGAGGUGUUUUUACUAUCAAAGCUGGCUGCAAAGCAGUAUCCUGUACACCCCUGUAUGUCGAAAUAAGACUGAAAAAUACCUGCACUAUAGAUGGGUUCUUGAUGUUACUGUAUGUCAUCCUUAAUGAGAACGAGAAUUUCCCCAGGGAGCUCUCUCUCCGUUUGGGUAAGGAGUUUGUAGACUAUUUUCUUUAUUUAAUGGACACUUACAGUUUUACAACUGUGAAGCUACUUUGGAUUUGGGACAAGAUGGCAAAACAGCAAUACAAAUCUGAAGUUCAGAAGGCUUCAUUUAUAAUUGAUUUGUUUGGGAAUGAACAUGAUAAUUUCACCAAAAAUCUUGAAAAUCUCAUGGCUACUAUCCAAGAGAGUUACUGUUCCAACUGGCGAUGCCCAGCCCGUGUUCACAAAGACCAGCAGUGUACAAUUAGUAUAAAUCCUCCACAGGAGAUUCCACACGGAAAUUUGAUCCGGCUGGCGGUGGAUGAGCUGUUCUGCUCUAGGAGCGAACAGUGUGAAGAACAUGGGUGUGGUGGGUUAAGAGAAUUUUCACAGCGAGUGUUCUGCCACGGAGCACCCCCUUUUGUUGUCUUCAAUAUGCAGCACUGGAGAUCGGAAGAUCUAGCAUAUGUUCCCUAUCACCUGGACUUAUCUGACCACAAGUAUUUGCUGGAAGGUGCCACAUUGUUCAACAAAGUGGAGCAUCAUGACUCUGCAGCCUUCCAGAUUGAUGGACAUUGGAUGCACUAUGAUGGCCUCAGAAAUUGCAAUUUGGUCUCAGUAAACUUUCCUGGGGAAUUCUUAUUGCAUGAAUCAAAGUAUACAAAAAUUAAAAUAGUAGCCUACACAUAUACACAUGAAUGAUAUUAACAAAAUUAUCCCUAAUGAAAAGUUGUUCUUUUAGGAACUGUACUUUAUUUGGAAUAAUACUA